AUGGCUGAAAAUGAAUCACCCAAAAUUUAUUCUUGUCCUCCAAGAGAGAGCAGUAAAACACCAACAGAAGCAGCCAUUUUCUUUGGGACUGACAACACCAUGCCAAAAUCAGAAACUACUAUUACCUCUGAAGGAGACCACAUUACUUCAGUGAAUGAGUGCACACCAGAUGGUGAUUUUUCUACUGCAGCCAACAAGCUCACACCUACAAAGGAAAAGAUCAAGUUAGAAGAUGAUCUUGAGGCCACCCUGAAGUCAACAGCUCUUCCAGAGAAAGAAAUUACUACUCCGACUGAAACUACCAUCUCUAAAGCUAAGGAGUCAAUUACUGAAAAUUUCAUUCCGGGGAAAAUGGGAAGCAUCUCAUCCCCAGUUGGUACUGUUUCUUUAAUAGAUCUCUCCAGUAGCGUGGCAAAAGAAGACAUCCUCUUAGCCACCAUUGACACAGGAGACAAAGAAGUCCUACCUAUUACCAAGCUCUCUGCCAAAUCGGAGGACACCUCCGCACUUCCAGAUGAAAACACAGAAACUGAUGGUAGCUCCUCAAUCAAUCCCAACGAUCCUGAUGAUGGAGCUGUCCAGGUCACGGACUCCUUGAGUCCCGAGGCUGAGCUACCUCCCUCUACUGAGAACGAGGUCACCACCACUCCAGACACAAGCAACGUUGCAGAAGAGAACACACCUGAAAUUGACCUGAUUGUUUCAGGGGAUAGCGCCAAAGCUGUGAGAAAAUUAACUGAUUCGGAUGAGGAAAAAUUUAUCACUGUUUUUGAACUCACCAACGCUGCUGAAAAAGCCAAAGAUAACUCAGAAGAUACUUUUACUGAUGAGGAGUCGGCUGAUGGAGUCAAUGCUUGGAUGGAGAAAGAGACUGGGAAUGAAGCAGAGACCCAUUCAGUUUUGCUAACUGCCGUUGAAUCCAGGUAUGACUUCAUUGUCCCUGCCUCAGGAACUACCAACAUGGUGGAAGAACUGACCGCUAACACAACAGAAGACCUGUCUGAAAAUGAAACAGAGGAAUCUGAAACUAAGGUCACAGAGGAGUUUCCUGCAGUGACCCCUACAGUAGAUACCCCUCAACACAAGGAAGACUCUUCUACCCAUGACUCGGGUAUUUUCAAAUUGCUGAAAGAAGAUCCUGAUGAGCUAAUGAUGUAG
Molecule: messenger RNA, 1158 nt
Organism: Alexandromys fortis (reed vole)
Lineage: Eukaryota; Metazoa; Chordata; Mammalia; Rodentia; Cricetidae
Gene: Cabs1
Product: calcium binding protein, spermatid associated 1
Exons: 1
Coding region: 1-1158 (385 amino acids)
Biological process (GO): spermatogenesis
Cellular component (GO): mitochondrial inner membrane; motile cilium
Molecular function (GO): calcium ion binding
Source: RefSeq, a predicted model, not a curated record